This is a messenger RNA of Truncatella angustata, 2445 nucleotides long. RefSeq lists its product as uncharacterized. NCBI's taxonomy places the organism in Eukaryota, Fungi, Ascomycota, Sordariomycetes, Amphisphaeriales, Sporocadaceae. Gene Ontology annotation, molecular function: ubiquitin protein ligase activity; protein binding. Gene Ontology annotation, biological process: ubiquitin-dependent protein catabolic process. The coding region runs from base 1 to 2445 and encodes 814 amino acids. The record is from RefSeq and is a predicted model, not a curated record. The transcript has 6 exons.
AUGACGUCCAGUCGCCCAGAGGCCGGAUUGCCCUCUCCAGCUAACCUGCGGGUCACGAUCAUCGCAGCAGAUGGGUUGUAUAAGCGAGAUGUUUUCCGUUUUCCCGAUCCCUUCGCCGUCGCUACUAUCAACGGCGAACAAACCAAGACGACAACGGUAUCGAAGCGAACCCUGAACCCGUAUUGGAACGAGAACUUUGAUUUCCGCGCCAAUGAAGACAGCAUUCUGGCAGUACAGGUGUUUGACCAGAAAAAGUUUAAGAAGAAGGAUCAGGGUUUCUUGGGUGUCAUCAACAUUCGCAUCGGCGAUGUCAUCGAGUUGGCAGACGGUGCUGAUGAUCAGAUGCUUACACGCGACCUGAAGAAGUCCACCGACAAUCUCGUUGUCCACGGCAAGCUCAUCAUCAACCUGUCGACGAAUCUGUCGAGUCCGGCUAGGCAGCAACAGCCCCCUGCCGCUAAUGGGAGCAGACCAUCCUUAGCUACGCCUCAAGCAUCAACCAUCAGCGAUCGUCCAAGUUCAUCCUCCGGACCGAGUGGACUUGCGCCAGGGAGCCAAACCACCUUGCCUUUGCGGCCGAACAGUGUCACCGCCCCACCUCCGGCUACCAGCAAUGGCGGCAACGGCAGUGCACCCUCGCAGCCCAGAGCAAGUAGCCAGAUGAGCCCCUUCGAGGACUCUCAAGGGCGCCUACCCGCCGGAUGGGAGCGACGCGAAGACAACCUUGGGAGAACAUACUAUGUCGACCACAACACCAGAACCACUAGCUGGAACCGUCCGACUCAAGCGAGCGGAGGCGCCACCGAGCGUGGCGAGAGAGAAGCUGCCACCCAGGUCGAACGACAGCGACACCAGAACCGUACACUGCCUGAGGAACGAACCGGUGCCAACUCACCCACGCUCCAGCAGCAGCAACAGCAACAACAGCAGCAGAGUGCCGCUCAGAGUGCCAGCUCAACUGCAAUGCACACCGGUGCCACUACACCUGGAACUGGUGAGCUGCCUCCAGGGUGGGAACAGCGAUGGACUCCUGAGGGUCGUCCCUACUUCGUGGACCAUAAUACCAGGACCACUACUUGGGUUGACCCCCGUCGCCAGCAAUAUAUUAGGAUGUAUGGCGGGCAGAACAAUGCCAACGGGACCAUUCAACAGCAGCCAGUAUCUCAGCUGGGUCCUCUGCCAAGCGGCUGGGAGAUGCGUCUCACCAACACAGCUCGUGUCUACUUCGUGGAUCACAACACAAAGACGACCACCUGGGACGACCCACGUCUGCCGUCCUCACUCGACCAGAACGUGCCCCAGUACAAGCGGGACUUCCGACGCAAACUCAUCUACUUCCGGUCUCAGCCUGCUAUGCGUAUUCUGUCCGGACAGUGUCACAUCAAAGUGCGCAGAUCCCAUAUUUUCGAGGACUCGUUUGCCGAGAUCUCCAGGCAAUCUGCUACGGAUCUAAAGAAACGGCUCAUGAUCAAGUUCGAUGGCGAAGACGGUUUGGACUAUGGUGGUCUGUCUCGUGAAUUCUUCUUCCUCUUGUCUCACGAGAUGUUCAACCCCUUCUAUUGUCUUUUCGAGUACUCGGCGCAUGACAACUACACACUUCAGAUCAACCCCCAUUCCGGUAUCAAUCCCGAACAUCUCAACUAUUUCAAGUUCAUCGGACGUGUGGUCGGUCUCGCCAUUUUCCAUCGACGAUUCCUGGAUGCCUUUUUCAUCGGAGCCUUGUACAAGAUGAUCCUAGGAAAGGCCGUGUCUUUGGCGGACAUGGAAGGUGUAGAUGCUGAUUUCCACCGCAGUUUGCAGUGGAUGCUCGACAACGACAUUUCGGGUGGCAUCCUGGAGCAGACAUUCUCUACUGAAGACGAGCGCUUCGGAGUCAUGACCGUGGAAGAUCUGAAGCCGAACGGACGAAACAUUGAUGUUACAAACGAGAACAAGAAGGAAUACGUUGAGCUGAUGGUCAAGUGGCGAAUUGAACAGCGCAUCGCGGAGCAGUUCCAGGCUUUCAAGGAUGGGUUCCAGGAGCUGAUCCCCCAGGACUUAAUCAACGUGUUCGAUGAGCGAGAGCUGGAAUUGUUGAUCGGUGGUAUCGCCGAGAUCGAUGUUGACGAUUGGAAGAAGCACACCGACUACCGCGGGUACACGGAGAGCGACGAGGUCAUUCAGUUUUUCUGGCAGACGAUCCGAAGUUGGGACGGCGAGCAGAAGAGCAGACUGUUACAGUUCGCAACGGGCACCUCACGUAUUCCCGUCAACGGUUUCAAGGAUUUACAGGGCAGUGAUGGCCCUAGAAGGUUUACUAUUGAGAAAGCUGGAGAAGUGGGCAACUUGCCAAAAGCACACACUUGCUUCAACCGUUUAGAUCUACCACCAUACAAGUCACUGGAAGCCCUACAGCAGAAGUUGACUAUCGCCGUCGAGGAAACGAUGGGUUUCGGCCAAGAGUAG